UGUGGGUUACGGUUCAGGCAGAACCCGCAAGGGGGUAUGCGAAUCAUCGGAGGGCAUGUUGUGCAGCAUGGGGCUUGGCCUUGGAUGGUCAGCCUCCAGGUCUACCUGCCCCACAACAGCCGCAGGUACCAUUCGUGUGGAGGAAGCCUGCUGAAUUCCCGCUGGGUGCUUACAGCUGCUCACUGCUUCGACAACAAGAAAAGAGUCUUUGACUGGAGACUGAUUUUUGGAGCACAGGAAAUUGAAUAUGGGACAAACAUGCCAGUGAAUGACCCUCUGCAGGAGAGAUUUGUGGAGAGAAUCAUCAUCCACGAAAAAUACAACAUUGUGACCGAGGGGAACGACAUUGCUCUCUUGAAGGUCACCCCUCCUGUUUCAUGUGGGCCUUUCAUUGGGGUAGGCUGCCUGCCCAAUUUUAAGGCAGGCCCUCCCAAAGUUCCCCAGACCUGCUAUGUGGCUGGCUGGGGAUACAUAAAGGAGAACGCCCCCAGGCCAUCGCCUGUACUGAUGGAGGCACGUGUGGACCUCAUUGACCUCGACCUGUGUAACUCGACCCAGUGGUACAAUGGGCGUGUCACGUCAACCAACGUGUGCGCAGGGUAUCCCGAAGGCAAGAUCGACACCUGCCAGGGGGACAGCGGCGGGCCUCUCAUGUGCAGAGACAACGACCAGAGCCCCUUUGUUAUCGUGGGGAUCACGAGCUGGGGGGUAGGCUGUGCCCGUGCUAAGCGCCCUGGAAUCUACACGGCUACCUGGGACUAUCUGGACUGGAUUGCUUCCAAGAUCGGUCCUAACGCCUUGCACAUGAUUCAGCCGGCCACCCCUCCUCCUCCUACUCGACCUCGGCCUCCACCCCGACCCAUCAUCCGCCCUUCCUCUGCUCACCGUCCUUGGUAUAUCCACCAGCCUCGCCCAUCCCGGCCCAUUACACCCCGUCCGCAAGCCCCGGCUCCAAUCCCGGCCCCGGCCCCGGCCCCGGCCCCCGCCCCGGCCCCGGCCCCGGCCCCCACCCCUCCCCCCGCCCCCGCCCCGGCCCCGGCCCCGGCCCCGGCCCCGGCCCCGGCCCCGGUCCCGGUCCAGGUCCUCACCCCAGCGCCGGUCCCACUGCCAUCUCCAACGGUACUUUCGUCUCCAUCGCCGCCUCCCACCAAAAAUCCCCAAACACUCUCUUUUGCGGAGCGACUUCAGCAGCUCAUAGAGACCCUGAAGCGGAAGGAUUAUUCUAGCUCAAAGAUCUCUUUUGACACGGAGACCAUAGAGCUCCGAGGAUCCACAUCCUAA
Messenger RNA from Sciurus carolinensis (gray squirrel), 1281 nucleotides. It is a transcript of the gene Acr, whose product is annotated as acrosin. NCBI's taxonomy places the organism in Eukaryota, Metazoa, Chordata, Mammalia, Rodentia, Sciuridae. The coding region runs from base 37 to 1281 and encodes 414 amino acids. Gene Ontology annotation, molecular function: serine-type endopeptidase activity. Gene Ontology annotation, biological process: proteolysis; acrosome reaction. The transcript is spliced from 4 exons. The record is from RefSeq and is a predicted model, not a curated record.